AUGAAAAGAAAGACGUUUGUCAAGGCAGACGAUAGCUUUAAAGUGAACCCUUUAUUACCUCGUCGAGACAAUCAAGGAAACAAUAACCGAGGAACCAAACGUGGUAGAGACAAUGAUGCUGGCAACGGAGAAAAGUACAAUAAGAGAAAAGCAACAGAAACUGUCGAAAACCUAGAAAGAACAAUGAACUUCCUUAUGCUAAAUGCUUUAUCUGUAACCAAGAAGGUCAUUUGGCAGGCCAAUGUCCCAAGAACGAAAAAGGUUUAUACCCUAAUGGUGGUAGCUGUGCUAUUUGUAAACAAGUCGAUCACUUGGCCAAGGAUUGUCCUGUUACCAAGGAAACAGCAGGCACAACAGCCGUGGGUAUGA
Molecule: messenger RNA, 369 nt
Organism: Gilbertella persicaria
Lineage: Eukaryota; Fungi; Mucoromycota; Mucoromycetes; Mucorales; Choanephoraceae
Exons: 4
Coding region: 1-369 (122 amino acids)
Source: RefSeq, a predicted model, not a curated record